This is a messenger RNA of Capsella rubella, 974 nucleotides long. RefSeq lists its product as uncharacterized. The record is from RefSeq and is a predicted model, not a curated record. NCBI's taxonomy places the organism in Eukaryota, Viridiplantae, Streptophyta, Magnoliopsida, Brassicales, Brassicaceae. The coding region runs from base 112 to 681 and encodes 189 amino acids. The transcript has a single exon.
AAAAACAAGACUUCCCCAACAUCUAACAACUCCAACAUAUAUCUUCUUAUAACAGUUCUUGAUUUAUCUUUAAGAACCAAACAAAGAAAACCAAAACCUAGAAGAAGAAAAAUGGGAGAUCAAGGAGUACAACAAAUGCAACAGCCUAUUGUUGUGUAUCCUAACGCAUAUAAUAAUCAGUAUCCAAACCCAUCUUCUUCUUCAAAACAUUCUUCUUCCUCCGGUUCAAGCGGAAACUUUGGGACGGUCUUCAUAGUCCUAGCUGUGAUCUUUGUCUUGUCGGCUCUGGCUUGUGUCUUUGGGAGGGUAUGUAACCGUGAAAGCCGUGCGGCUAAGCAGCACCAUAGCAAGCAUCAAAAGAAUGAGAAGACUUCGUCCAAGAAGAGCCGUGAGAUUCGCCCUGUGGAGCGUGAGCCGAGGGAGAGAGGCGAUAUGGAGUUUGGGUUAGAUAUGAAACGGCCUGAGCCAAUUGAGAAACCUUCUGGUAGAGACGAAGAUGAUAUAGAAUUCGGAUUUGAUAACAAGAGAGGAGAAAGAGGCGGAGGCGGAGGCGGAGGAGGCCCACCUCCACCGAGUAUCAAACAUGCAGUGAGGUUCAAGCUACCGGAAAAUGGAGACCAUCAAUCUAAAGGCGAGAUCAGACGUGGAGGUCCUGAGUUUGAGUUCCGACCAGGACACUAAUGAUCUUAGUUUGUCUGAGAACAAACUACUUUUAUGUUAAUGCCUUAAUUGCUUCCUAACUUUGAUUUGUUUUGUGCUUUUGCUUUUCUGGUUUGAUUUGUUCUCCUUCUUAUCUGUAUGGAACUUAGAGCUGAAGCUAUCAAACUUCUUAUAAUCCCGUGGUGUGAUUAGUAUAUUGUAAGGAGAUACUCUCGACAUAUAUAAGGUACUGAAUAAAUCCAAUAUAUGUAGCAUUUUCUAAGUAAAUUUUGUAAGUAUCAUGGUAAACAGAUUUAUGGAAGAACGUUUUUAUA